AUGACGUCAAUAUCUGAUCUUCCAGGGGAUUUACUAGGUGAGAUACUCUCCAAGGUUGUAUUAACAUCUCUGAGGGCGGUACGAUUAACUUGCAAAAGGUGGAACAGUUUAUCUAAAUAUCAUAUUUUUGGUAAAGAAGCAACAAGGAAUCAGUUUUUGGGGUUCAUGAUGAUAGAUUAUAAGGUUUGCUCCAUGAGACUUGAUUUCCAAGGAAACAACUUGGUGUAUUCAUCUAUAAAGCAAGUAAGUUUACCUGAUCAAGUCCAGAUAUCUAUAUCUGAAAUUUUCCACUGUGGCGGUUUAUUGUUGUGCGUUGCAAAGUACCACUCGAGACUCUUGGUAUGGAACCCGUACUUGGGUCAAACUAGGUGGGUCUUUUCUAGAACUGGAACUGAUUUCCACAUAGGGGACAAUUAUUCUCUCGGACACGACAACAACAACAACCACCUUAACCAUAAAAUCUUGAAGGUUUUCAACGGAUGUGAUGAUACUACCAAGAAACACUUUUAUGGGUUCGAAAUCUACGAUCUUAACUCUAACUCAUGGAGGCUUCUUGAUGUCAAAACCAAAUGGGAUCUAGACUGGAUGAUACAAUGCCGCGUGAUUUUGAAAGGAAAUACUUAUUUUCUUGCCCAAGACCCAAAGAGAUUGAUAGAUAAUUUUUUACUCUGUUUUGAUUUUACACAAGAGAGAUUUGGACCGCCUCUUACUCUCCCGUUUAGCAGUAGUGGUAUGUACUCUUCCACUCUAUCUUGUACUAGAGAAGACCAGCUUGCUGUCUUACAUCAGCGCCUGAAACCAGGUCGGUAUACACUGUUUGAAAUUUGGGUUACAACUAAGAUCGAGACCAAAGCACUGUCCUGGAGCAAACUUUUUAAAGUGGCAAUUGAUUCACCAGUGGCUCUAGCUUCAUCUGGUUUUCCGAGUUGCUUUAACACCGGGAGCUUCUUCUUUGACGAGGAGAAGAAAGUCGCUGUGGUUACUGAUCUAUAUGGAUAUGUGAAACCCCAGCACUUUCGAAAGGCUUACAUCAUUUCCAAUGAUGGAUGCUUCAAAUGUUUGAAUAUCGGACAAGUUCUGAAUCUCCCGAUACCUGACGUAUUGGAACAAGACGACUCCCUUCCUCUUUAUAUGCGAGGAGUUCAACGUCAGGACCCCACUUGGCUUCUCUUCUUAUUUAUGUUCCAAGUUUUAGUGCAAGUGCAACUACCCAUAAAAUAA
Eutrema salsugineum is the source of this 1221-nucleotide messenger RNA. Its product is annotated as F-box/kelch-repeat protein At3g13680. Bases 1 to 1221 code for a protein of 406 amino acids. The transcript has a single exon. NCBI's taxonomy places the organism in Eukaryota, Viridiplantae, Streptophyta, Magnoliopsida, Brassicales, Brassicaceae. The record is from RefSeq and is a predicted model, not a curated record. Gene Ontology annotation, molecular function: protein binding.